AUGCCACCACGAACUCGAUCGAAGCCGUACGGGCCAGACUCCCCGAAUGCUGCUCAAGGGCUACCUGACCCUGCUCCUCGCCGCCGCCGCACAACCCGCUCCGUGUCUGCUCAACCACAAGAAGAACAGCCUGCCCAGCCUCUUCGCGAGCCGAAGACCCGCAAGACCCGCGGCAAGGCCUCUUCCCGCGGAAGAAAGAAGGUGACACGACCGACUGCUUCCGCAUCCGCCGACGGCCUCCAGGAGGAGCAGCUAGAGGCCAGCGCUCUCAGCUCGGAUGUAAAUUCUCAGCCACAGAUCGAGACGAACCGUGCAGAUGAUGGGACAGAUGAUGCCCGUCUUGCGACUCCGUCAGUUGAGGUCCCCGCAACUGUUCUCCAAUCGAUUGAAACCAGUGAGCCCGAGACGACUGCUCCUACAUCUACAGGGUGUGAGUCGCCGAAAACCCCAUCGUCUCCCGCUCCGUCCCCUGGUCCCCUCUCCGUUCUACUGUCGCCGGCCGCGGCCGAGGCCGGCGAGCAGAGUAGCUCCCCGAACCCGAUCACUUACAAUCUGGUUGAUGAUUUUGGUCGCCCCCGACCUGGCUGGCUGAUGACCCAGCUGCGGGAGGCCUACCGUUUCUACAUCCGUAGCACAGGUCUACUCGUGGACGCUGCUACUCCCGUUCCCAUUCCCGCACUGAGAUGGCCCAUGAAUAUACCCAUCUUGAACUUGGACAACAUGGCCCCAGCACAAUCUGCCUUGGACGACAUUGAACUGAUUUCCACCCUUCGUGCAGUAUUUUCUCUCCAACGGAAGUCAGACUCUCGCUCUCGCCCGCAAUCUGGAUCCGCGCAGCUACCAUCACCCUCGCAGUCUCAUGUCCUUCGUCCCCAAAACGCUUCGCCGAUUCGCCGAACGCGUACCCCUCGUUCGCGACGAUCAAGUACCCAUCGUACAGAGGGCUCUGAAAGUUUCAGUCGCACAUUGUUCCGUCUGCCGGAACUGCUCUCUUCACACAAUGAGGCUGAGGCCGACAGCGGACAAGCCGUCGAAACUAACUCUGCUGAACAGCAGGAAUUUGUAGAUGCUUCCGCAACAGUUGUCGCGAGAACGGAAUCUCCCGCCCCUGCUCCUGCGACCCCAAAGCGUGAAAGAGCUGCGUCUCCCGUUGCGCCUCUUACCGCACCUCCGGCGGCUGUCAACGGCUCACCAGGAUGGAGCAGAUGGAUUUUCAACGGCGUCUCGCGAAGAUGGACGGUCCUGAGAAGUCGACUCAAUCCCGAAGAAAACGAUGAUGAGGCUCAUUCCGUAGCCAAUGCUGGUGAAACAGUCGCUGCCAGCAAUUCCCCCACAUCCUUUCCGCCAAUCUCCCAGGCGGCUGCUGACCGCAAUGAAAUCGCUGAAGACCCGGAGGCCACUGCAGAUGUAAAAAACAUACAAGCUGCCGUUUCUGCAUCAUUCCCUGCGCCCACGGUCUCGAUUGCUUCGAGAGCUGUUGAGAAGAUUUCAAAUAUACUGUCCCCGCGUCGUAUUCAGGCGCGCACUUCUUCAACCAUUUCCGCCUCGCCUCGACGAAGACGUCGAGCCACAUCAUUUGUCGAUGCUAGGACGCUGCUCAACCCUGAUGCGCCAACAUCCGGCCAGGGCUACGAGAGCCAACACUCAUUCGUCAAACGCCGGCAAGCUGCUCGUUUAGCUAUUGAGAGAGAACAGCGGGAGGCUCGCAAUCGUGAGCUCGCAGACGCAAAAAUUGCCGAGGCCGCCGUCCGAGAAGCCACCCGGCGCAAGGCACUUGCUGCCGAAUUCACAACCUCAUUGCGUCCGGCCAUUCCUCACCGCAGAUCUACGGAGCGGCCUGGCCAGAGUGAACAAGGAAAUCCUACUUCAGACAUAACUGGUCAGACGGCUACUGGCUCUGUCCCUAAAGCAAACGAGUCAAACCCGCGCAAGCGCAACCGUGGCUUUGGUCUUGAUGAGGACGACCUAGCUGUACAUGAGGAGGACUUCACCCCAGAAGAAUGGAACGUGCUGAAGGUUCAAGUGGAGAAAGCAGAAGAAGAAGCGGCGAAAGCUGCCCAAGAGCUCGCCCCCCCUACUAAGAAACGUCGCGUUGAUGAAAACCCUCAGCAGCAGAAGCGAACCCGGCAAUCAGACCGUCAUAAUACCUCAGGAACGUCACGCCAGACCCAACCUCCAGCCCGUCAACCAGGUUUCAUUCCGAACAAACGAGGAACCUUUGCACCUCCCGAUCUUCCUACGAUCGAUUCGAGCCGACUUAUGAGCGAUCCAGAUUCCCCUUCAAACACCAAAGAUCCUCAAACCACACCCCAAACUCCUUCAGAUGACGAAAUUAAUAUGCCUGGUGCGUUCCACGGAUCAAAGUCUAAAACCAAGAAUAAAGAUCCUCCAAGCUCUCCCAAAGGUACGACCGUCAGUGGUGUCAUUGUCCCAGAGCGUCCUUUUUCCUAUUGCGAUUUGGACACAGCCGUCGCAUGGCUGAGAACUCGUUCAACCCACCGAAUGAGAAGGACGGUGCGCAACCCGCGCUUGACUCAUUCCUCAUCCCUCGCAUCAGAUGGUGAGACUCUUAAAACAGUUGGGCCUUCGCAGGUGGGAGCGAUGAAAGCAAAUCUGAGAGCGGCGAAUCAGCACAUCAUGACACAACAAUGUCGCGAUAGUACCCGCAAUGACAAGAUUGAUGAGCAGCGAUUUGCCCACCGUGAAGAAACCGCUGCGUCGAGCUCUUCCCGCCCUGUUGUACGGUUCAAGCUUCCCGAAUCUUUCUUUGUCCCCGAACCCUCCCCAAGACGUCGAGUGUCAGACAUAGCUUGUUCGGUUGGAAAAUCUGCGGCGUGGUUUUUAAACACCCGCACCCCACUUCGAUCAGUGCUCAAGCGAAAACGCGAGACUCAAGCACCUGCCUAUGACAAUCUCAUGUCAUCCCCUGACCUACCCAAUCCCCCACGUCUGAUAAAGCGGCCACGAGGUGCUCAGGCACCAGAAAUCUCUGGCUCAUCCUCCUAUUUCUCGUGGCGCACAGGGAAACCCAAGAAGGCGGCUGCCUCUCCUCUGCCUUCCCCUACUCCCCAGCGUUCCCCGUACAACGUUGCAUCACGGCUCGUCUCCCUGGCCCAGGGCCUUUUCACCACUGGAUUGCCGCCUUCAUCUCCACCCGCGGAAUCAGCGUGGAAUCGGGGCUUCCCAGGCACGGACCUGUGGGCUUCAUCCUCAAGUGCUUCGUCGGACUCAGGGAUCGACGAGCCGGGUCUUUCCCCUUAUUCCCCAACUUUGCGACGUUCUCCAUAUAACCUGGCCCUUCAAUUCGCGUCCCUGACCCCCGAUUGCUUUGCAGCAGGACGACGGCGCUCAUCUCCGCUCACUGUUGUGCCGCAUUAUCCGGCUCGGAGAUACGGCCCACUUUCAGGAUAUAUGGCUAACAAACUCCCAGGAUACGUCGCUAACAAGCUCCACUCGAAAUUAGUCUCGGAGAACGACAUUGAGACCGAAAAUGUCAAUGAUGAGCAGGGGUCUUCUCCAUUGACUCGUGCUCGCAACAAAGCCGAGCAAUUCAAGCCAAAGACACCCAGUCGACUUCGGGAAUCAGCUCGCUUCCCCACCAGCAAUCAGUCGACCCCGGCCGGCCUUGACAUGUCCUCGCCCUCCUUCAGUGAUGCGUUCCAGAACAGCACCCCGGUGCAGUCUCGCCCCCUCCCCGUGGACGACUCCCCCUUCCUCGUACACGCCGAUAAGAUCCCGCCCCUGGCGGGACCCACGACCUCCGACUCAUCUCUCCCGAGAUUGCAGUCUGAGGCAGUGUUCCCAGCACAGGCCGAGACAGAAGGUUCCACGGCACCUCUUGCCGCCGAGGUGGCUUGGCUGUCCGAGACACUACCUGAUGGCCAGUUCGACCGGUUGAAGUGGCCAUCCAGUCGAGAAGUCAUUGAGCACUUCAGGAUCGAUUCCAACUCUCUCAAAAUUGUCAACGAAGAAUCCCAACCCAAGGGGACUGACUUUGCGCAAUACCUCCAGGACCUGUUCGAGAAUUGUGGCGCAGAUCCAACUGGGGUUCCCAUGAGCAUGUGA
Molecule: messenger RNA, 4065 nt
Organism: Penicillium oxalicum
Lineage: Eukaryota; Fungi; Ascomycota; Eurotiomycetes; Eurotiales; Aspergillaceae
Exons: 5
Coding region: 1-4065 (1354 amino acids)
Source: RefSeq, a predicted model, not a curated record